Molecule: messenger RNA, 718 nt
Organism: Struthio camelus australis
Lineage: Eukaryota; Metazoa; Chordata; Aves; Struthioniformes; Struthionidae
Source: RefSeq, a predicted model, not a curated record
GCUGCCCAAUCUGUCGCGUCUAACCAUGCUGCUGAAUCGCUACACUACAGAUCCCCAGUAUCAGCAACUCUUCAUCAAUCUGGAUCCAUACAUAAACAAAUCGGCAAUGUCAGUUCAAUCUCAUUUCUCGCUGCAACGAACCUAUGUCAUCUUUCGCACCCUGGGGCUUCGGCACCUGACUGUUGUUGACCUGCAGAACCGAGUGGUUGGGAUAAUCACCAGGAAGGAUCUGAUGCCUCUUUUGCUGGAGGAGAGGCUUAGGCUCCAGCUGGCACCACAAAGCCCUGAUGCGGGUGAGCAGCCCUGGGAUCAGAGAAGAUCAGGCCAAUGCAUGUGUUCUUAGGCUUCAUGACUUCUUUUCGAGCCCUUGUUCUUCAGGAAAAAAUAAUCAGAGCUUUUCCACUUUUCUGGACAAGAGAUCCUUAAAAGCUGCUGUAUGUAGACCUGUGGGAUUGUAGCCCAGAGCUAUGUCUCUUCAACUGCUUAGCGACUGCAAAAAUCCAUUGAUUUAAACGCUUGUGAAAAAAAUUAGGAAUUUACGAGUUUAUCCAUCAUAUCCAAAAUCAGAUGUGAAGGAUGGAUGUCAAGAAUGUUUUUGUCACGCUGUGAAUGUGCCCCACAAUGAAAAAAUGUCAAGAACCUCUAGCAGCAAAGUUAUGCUGGCACAACUUUUUAGUGAGGAGUAAAUCAACCUUUGAGUACGUAAGUGGCUGUUGAA